AUGGACGAUAAGGUGGACCGGAUAUUUGGAUAUCAAUACGAGCUGGGUCAGCUGUAUGCACUUCCGCUGGGCUACUUCGUUUGGGAUGUUAUUGUGUCUUUGCGUUACGAAGGACCUGCAUUUAUAUUGCAUGGUGUGCUUGGCUUGAGCGCCAAUAUUCUCGUGUACAAACCGUUCCUCAUGUUCCAAGGGCUCAGUAUCGUGAUGUGGGAACUAAGCACACCGUUCCUGAAUAUCCACUGGUUCCUCGAUAAGCUCGGACUCACGGGCUCGCGCAUUCAGUUCGUGAACGCGUUGUGUCUCCUUUUGACCUACGUGAUUGUGCGCAUGACGUUUGGUGUGUACGCGAGCUAUGAGCUCAUCUCACUUCUAUGGAGUCCAUCCGGACAAAACGUGUCGAUGAUUCUGAAGUGGUACUACUCACUUGGAUUACCGGUCUUGAACAUGCUUAACUACAUGUGGUUCUUUAAAAUGCUCCGUGCCAUGCACAAGCGCUUCUUUGCUCCCGCCAAGAACAAGAGUCAGUGA
Messenger RNA from Malassezia globosa CBS 7966, 528 nucleotides. RefSeq lists its product as uncharacterized. The record is from RefSeq and is a predicted model, not a curated record. Gene Ontology annotation, cellular component: membrane; endoplasmic reticulum. NCBI's taxonomy places the organism in Eukaryota, Fungi, Basidiomycota, Malasseziomycetes, Malasseziales, Malasseziaceae. Gene Ontology annotation, biological process: lipid homeostasis. The transcript has a single exon. The coding region runs from base 1 to 528 and encodes 175 amino acids.